AUACAUUGAUGAUAUCGAUAUAAGAAAAAGAUUUCUACAAUUUUUUCAAUCAAUUUUUAUAUGAUUGUCACUUUUUUUUCGUUUCAACUAAUUGAUAAUUUAGCCAAUAUUUUUUUCUAGUCUAUCAAGUUCUAUGACACUCUUUGGUGUGUAAAUUUACACGAAAACAAUAAUUACUGUUUUUUUUUUCUUUUUAGUUUCAUUCAAACGAUUAUUUGAUUUAAAUUAAUUCUACAAUGCAAUCAUACCAAUCAACAACUGGUGCUCCAACCACAUCUACAACAACGUCAUCAGUUACACCGAUCAUCUGGUUCGACAAGGAUUAUCUAAAUUCAAAUGAAGGUCUUAUGAAAAUUGUCGUUAUUGUAUCUUCGUUCAUUGUCGCACAAUUUGGACCAAACAAUGGCCGUGUCAGUUUCUAUUGCUUUACAUCGAUGAGUGCAUUUUGGAUCAGUCUUACAUUAUUUGGAUUAUAUGCAUUUCAUGUAGUGGAAAAAAUGUACACUUUUCCUUGGAUUCUUGGUGAAUUUGGUUACAGUAUCGUUUGGGCGACAUUUUAUUUUGUUUCAUCAUUAUUAAUGUUGAUUGGUGGUGGUGUACAAACAGUAGUUGCUAUUUUUGGAUUUUUUGCCUGUGCCAUUUUCGGUUAUGAAGCAAAACGUAAUUACAUAAGACAUCAGAAUAAUGAAAUUGCCCAAGGUGAAAGAGUUUCAUCACAAUCGAUGGCUUGAAAAACAAAACAACUAACCCAAAAAAUAAGUGCAAUUCAACAGGUGUUGUUUUAACAU
This is a messenger RNA of Dermatophagoides pteronyssinus (European house dust mite), 788 nucleotides long. RefSeq lists its product as uncharacterized. Lineage: Eukaryota; Metazoa; Arthropoda; Arachnida; Sarcoptiformes; Pyroglyphidae. The record is from RefSeq and is a predicted model, not a curated record. Gene Ontology annotation, cellular component: membrane.